Aureobasidium pullulans EXF-150 is the source of this 828-nucleotide messenger RNA. RefSeq lists its product as uncharacterized. The coding region runs from base 1 to 828 and encodes 275 amino acids. The record is from RefSeq and is a predicted model, not a curated record. Lineage: Eukaryota; Fungi; Ascomycota; Dothideomycetes; Dothideales; Saccotheciaceae. The transcript has a single exon.
AUGCGUUUCCAACUCUUCGCUCUUCCUGCCCUGGCUGCUCUUGCUGAGGCUGCUGCUAUCUCUAGCAAGCCUAGCAGUGUCUGCACGACUUGCCCAGUUACUAUUCAAAACACAGAUGCCGCCAUUGCAUCAGUCAUGUCUCAGAUGUCCGCUCAGAGCCCCAGAGCUGUCCUGACAACCACAACAAUCACUGGUGCACCAGUCGCCUCUACCGCAGUCGCAAAGAUGAGCACCACCGCCGCUCCCACCACAUCAGCAAAGCCCACUUCAUCAGCAAAGUCCACAUCGUCGGCUUCCAAGACUAGCAGCACCAGCAGCAAGAAACGUCAACGCCGUGCAGCUACCUCUACUUCCUCGACCGUCGUCUCAUCCACACCCACCAACGGAGCAUGCGCAGUACAGCCCAACUUCGGCUACACCUACACACCCUCCAACCCCGCCCCCUCGGCCUUCCUCAAGGACUCCACCCUCCGCUCUCAAUACAUGUCGGCCAAUGUCCCCACAAACUACACAUGGCGCUUCGCCGGCUUCUACGCCUCCCAAUCGCAACCAGGCUACAUGUUCUACACCGAACUCUCCGCCUACAGCCCCACCCAAUGCGCAUCCAUCUGCGACGGCAACGCCCAAUGCAAGGGUUUCAACAUUUACUUUGAGCGUUCGCCCAAGCAGUUGCCUGGAGAUGGUUGCAGCAACCCUGCUCCUCAGGUUAAUGUCAGAUGUGCCUUUUACAGCACUCCUGUUUCGGAGGCCAAUGCUGUCAAUGUUGGCUCGUGGAGGAGUUCGUUCAAUGUUGUCAUCACUGGUGCUAAUGGGUACACCAAGAACUAG